This is a messenger RNA of Paramecium octaurelia, 439 nucleotides long. The record is from the annotation of a GenBank genome assembly. NCBI's taxonomy places the organism in Eukaryota, Ciliophora, Oligohymenophorea, Peniculida, Parameciidae.
AUGAAUUGCAGAUUGAAUUUGAAUUUAUGUUAUUCUUUUCCAUCUACUCAAGUAACUAUCGAUAGACAGUCUUAUGGUUUACAGGUAUUGAAACUGUUAGAUGCAAAUCAGAAAUAUUUUGAUAACAUCACGAGGAGUCAUUAAGUAUUAAUUCUUUUUGAUUAUUAAAUAUAUAUAUAAUUUGGUAUUAUUUUAAAUUGGUGUCUGAUAUCAUCUUCAAAUUUUAGUGGUUUUCAAAGUGAAGAAGAUAUUCAGAAGUAAAUGAGAAAUAUCUUGGUGUAAAAUAAGAAAGUGAAAAUAAAUGCAUUUACAUAAGAGAAAUGUGAAAUAAGUACAAAGCUAAAUAGUGUAAAAAGCUAAGUAAUUAUCAAACGAGUAGAAUUUAAUUGGGUUACAGAAUUUAAGCUAAGAAAUAGGGAUAGAACCUUAAAUAAUUGAG